AUGAGUUUUCUAAGUCCGAGGGCAGCAGCUGCUGGCAGCUUUGGCUGUAAAAUACCUGACCAUCUCGAACAAACUGGCUCCGCCCCCAUCGUGGGAAAUCUCUCGUUCUACCAUCUGAACAUGAUCGUAUCCGGCGGUUGUACGGCGAUCGUAUUGUUUUUGAUCCUGGGCCUGAUGGGACGACAUGCGACGCAUAUGAGCAAUCCGAACGAACAACUCAAGAUCAUGCGAAUCUGCAACCUCAUCCCGUCGUACCAAAUCCUCUCCUUUAUCUCGAUCUGUGUUCCAAACUCCUACAUCUACCUCCAAGGGUUCACGGAGGUGCUCCAGGGUGUGGCUCUAUAUUCCUUCGUCAUGCUGCUCUGUGACUUCAUGGCUCCCAAUGAUAAGAGUAAAGUGGAGUUCUUCUCUUCGCUGGAGAUCAAGAGACAAUGGCAGCCGAAGAAGAAACGGAAUGGUCUUGCAUUCUUGAAGUUGACUUGGUACUCGGUGCUUCAAUACCCCAUCAUCACCUGGAUCACCGCUGUCACGCAAGUGGUGACUCAAUCUCUACAUGUUUACUGCCUCGAAAGCACGGCGCCUCAUUUCGCUCAUGUUUGGCUCCAAGUAAUUACCUCGAUGUCGACAUCGAUUGCCGUUAAUGCAAUCCUCCAAUUCUACAUGAACAUGAAGAAAUACAUGGCAGAGCACAGGCCACUGAUGAAGCUGAUGGCAUUCAAGCUGAUUGUCGGCCUGGUUCUCUUGGAGAAGAUCCUGUUCCUCAUCCUCACCGGCGCAAAAGUCCUCGUGCCUUCCGCCACAAUGACCUACAUCGACGUAAUGAUGGGCCUCCCAACCAUGGUGAUCUGCGUGCAGAUGGUGCCGCUCUCCUUCCUCGUCCUCUACGCCUAUCGCGUCGAACCCUACAAGAUCUCGAACUCGGCCCGUAUCCUCCGACCCCAAGAAUACCAGGCCGUCGAUUCCGAUGGUGACGAUGAGACCUUGGUGGGCGGUGUACCGAAGCGCUACCAGGGUGGUCGCUGGGGAUUGCAUGCCUGGGCUGUCUAUUUGAAUCCGCUGGAGUUGUUCCGCGAUGUCAAGUCGGCUUAUGUUAUGAUUCAUGAGGCGCGGGCUUUGCAGAAGGCUGAUACGAAGGGGAUGGCGACUGAGGAGGAGAUGGGGAGAUAUGAGACGAGGUAG
This is a messenger RNA of Penicillium alfredii, 1179 nucleotides long. RefSeq names its product OSTA/TMEM184 family protein. NCBI's taxonomy places the organism in Eukaryota, Fungi, Ascomycota, Eurotiomycetes, Eurotiales, Aspergillaceae. The record is from RefSeq and is a predicted model, not a curated record. Gene Ontology annotation, biological process: transport. The transcript is spliced from 6 exons. Gene Ontology annotation, molecular function: transporter activity. The coding region runs from base 1 to 1179 and encodes 392 amino acids.